AUGGUGUCCCGACUCUUUCGCAAGCGGCACGAGGCCGAGGAAAUCACGCCCAUUCCCGCCUACGCCGCCGACCUCGACGUCGCCGGCAUGGAGCAGCUCAAGCACCUCCACGAGUUUGAAAAGAUGCACAAGUUUGACCCCAACUUCCCCAUCGAUGAGCUCAACGACCUCGACGCCGCCAUAGCCACCUGCAACGCCGAAAAAGGCAUCGAGAUUGAGCACGCCCUCAUGGAGGACAACAGCCCCUACCCCGAGGUCCGCGCCGUUGUCCGCAACUACGACGUUGACGUCCCGGCCAACACCGUCCGCGCCUGGGUCAUCGGCCUCGUCCUCUGCACCAUCGGCUCCGGCAUCAACAUGCUCUUCUCCCUCCGCGAUCCCACCAUCACCAUCAACACCUAUGUUAUCCAGCUCAUCGCCUACCCCAUCGGUCUCGGCUGGGACCUCAUCAUGCCCGAUCGUGUCUGGAAUCUUUUCGGCCUCAAGUUCAACCUGCGUCCCGGCAAGUUCAACUUCAAGGAGCACGUCGUCAUUGUCGCCAUGUCCAAUGCUUCAUACGCUGGCGGCGUCCUGUACGCUACAGACGUUCUCUUGACCCAGCGCAUCUUUUACAAGCAGACUUUUAGCUGGGCCUUUCAGAUGCUGUUUGGCAUCACCACCCUCUGCACCGGCUACGGCCUCGCUGGCCUUGCCCGCCGCUUUCUCGUAUGGCCCGCCGCCAUGAUUUGGCCUGCUGAUCUUGUCAACUGUGCUCUCUUUUACAGCCUGCACGACCACUCCCCCUCUGACCCUGCAAAGACAAACGGCUGGUCCAUCGGCCGCUACCGCCUCUUCCUCAUCAUUGGCGCCUCGGCUUUUGUCUGGUACUGGUUCCCGGGCUGGCUCUUCCAGGGACUCUCCUAUUUUACCUGGAUCUGCUGGAUUGCCCCCAACAAUGUCGUCGUCAACAAGCUUUUUGGCCCUAUUCACGGUUAUGGUCUCAUGCCCAUCACCUUUGACUGGACCGUCGUCAGCGGCUACGUCGGUUCCCCUCUCAUCCCACCCUUCCACGCCAUCUUCAACGUCAUCCUCGGCGUCUUGGCCAUCUUCAUUUUCCUCUCCUGCGGUAUUCACUUUAGCGGCACCUGGUUUUCCGACUUCCUCCCUGUCCAGGCCGGCGACUCCUUUGACAACAUGGGCAAAGUCUACAACGUCUCGCGCAUUCUCGAUGCCAACUUCAACUUCAACGAGACCGCCUAUCACCAAUACUCCCCACUCUUCCUUCCCACCCAGUUCGCCCUUGCCUACGGCACCUCGUUCGCCGCCGUCUCCGCCGUCCUGAUCCAUGUUGCUCUUUAUCAUGGCCGCGAGAUUUGGGACCAAUUCAAGAUGGCCCGUCAUCAGGAAGACGACGUCCACAUGCGUCUCAUGAAAAAGUACCGCGACGCCGAAGACUGGUGGUAUGCCGCCCUCUUUGUUGUCAUGAUAGCCAUCUCCUUUGGUGUUGUCGCUGGUUGGGACACCGGCUUCCCCGCCUGGGCAUUUGUCGUGUGCAUGCUGCUGCCCAUCGUCUGGCUCAUCCCCAUCGGUCUCGUCCAGGCCAUCACUAACAUGCAGCUUGGCCUCAACGUCUUGACAGAAUUCAUCAUUGGCUACAUGGUCCCGGGACGCCCCCUCGCCAUGAUGAUGUUUAAGAAUUACGGCUACAUCUCCAUGUCGCAGGCUCUGUACUUUGCCCAGGAUCUCAAGCUUGGCCACUAUAUGAAGGUCCCUCCCCGUGUCAUGUUUGCCUCGCAGCUCGUUGCCUCCAUCUGGUCCGCCAUUGUCCAGAUUCUGCUUAUGAAUUGGGCGCUCGACAACAUUCCCGAUGUCUGCUCUCCCGACCAGAAAGACAGGUUUACCUGCCCUGGCGGCCGCGUCUUCUACACGGCCUCUGUUGUCUGGGGUGCCAUUGGUCCUGCCCGCAUCUUCAGCGGUGGCGCCAUCUACUCAUCUCUCCAGUGGUUCUGGCUGAUCGGCGCCGUGACGCCAAUCCUCACCUGGCUGUUGGCCCGCCGCUGGCCCAAGUCCUUCCUGCGGUACAUUAACACCCCGCUCAUCUUUGGUGGUGCGGGCCAGAUCCCCCCGGCCACCGUCUACAUCUACCUCUGCUGGGGUAUCGUCGGCGCCAUCUUCAGCUUUUUCAUCAGGCGUCGCUACACCGGCUGGUGGCUCCAGUACAACUACAUCACCUCAGCAGCCCUUGACUGUGGCCUCAUCGUCUGCACCCUCGUCAUCUUUUUCACGCUCUACUUGACCAAGACAGUGGCACCGCAGUGGUGGGGCAACACCGAAGCCUUGCAGACGCUUGAUCAUCACGGCAAAGCGAUUACUAUGCAUCCGGCGCCUGGCCAAAUAUUCGGGCCUAGCGAUUGGCGCUGA
This is a messenger RNA of Cordyceps militaris CM01, 2400 nucleotides long. RefSeq names its product small oligopeptide transporter, OPT family. Gene Ontology annotation, molecular function: oligopeptide transmembrane transporter activity. Bases 1 to 2400 code for a protein of 799 amino acids. The record is from RefSeq and is a predicted model, not a curated record. NCBI's taxonomy places the organism in Eukaryota, Fungi, Ascomycota, Sordariomycetes, Hypocreales, Cordycipitaceae. Gene Ontology annotation, biological process: transmembrane transport. The transcript has 2 exons.